GCAACGUGAGCGUGGCCACGCUGGUGGGAGGGCAGGAAUUCGAGAGUGCUACAGUGGAAGUUCUGGAAGCCACAACUUGGGUGCCUGCCACAUUGGCCGCCACCCUGCUGGUGCAACACGUGCCGCAGUACCUGAACCCCGUGGCCAUGGAAGGGCAGCUCAUGUCGCUCAUCCUGCGGCUCGAGAGGCAGUAUAACAUGACCGGAGGUGAAGUGCUUCUGCUGACGCCAAGCCCGCUGACGCUCUGGCAGAUGCAGCCGCAUGAAGGUUGCGUGGCGCGGACGGCAGGCGGUGUGGGGCCUUCGCUUCCCUUGAGCUGCAACACGGUGGCCCUGGGCUUGGAGGUGGAGCUGGUCACGGACGAGCCGGUGGAGCUGCAGCUGAGGUUCCCACGCGGUGGUUCCACAGGCGUCCACCGCUGGCGCGGCCUGCUGCGCGCCAACCGCUCGGAGCCCUCCGCGCUGGGCGAGUCCAGCCUGCUGCUGUCAGCGCCGGUGGCGCUGGGCCCAUGGCCACGGGCGGCGGUGAGGUCCGGCGCCACGGCGGUGGCGGCGCCGGGGCGGCUGUGGCUGGACCUGGACGUGGGAGUCGACCUGUGCUUGGUGGAUCCGACCGCGUGGGUGCCGGCAGAGGUGCGGGUGGUUCCUCCCGUCGCCUCCGACCUGCGAGUCCUGGACCCCGCCGUCGAGGGCCCCGGCUUGUCCAAUGCCCCACCAGUGGAUUGCCUUUGGCAGGCGACCCGAGGGUCUUGCCUCAUGACUCUGAGCUGGGCCCAGUGGAAGCGCGGGCUCCACUGCCUCUUCCGUGGGGUGGUCUACACCUUGCACUGGGAGAUCCUGGUGCAAGCGGUGAUCACCAAGAGCUCCGGCUGGGAACUCCAGGUGACCUACCCAGUUCCGCUGGACGGGUCCCUGAACGGCAGCACCUGGUCGAGCUCUCCGCCGGCGCUGCCCACCUCCUUCGGGUCUUUGCCCUUCUUCACUUGCCAAGCCCUGCGGCCGGUGCCGGGUGGCGAACGAUGGAGGGAGACCUUGCUGCUUCUUCGAUUCCAGACGGGCCAGAGUUGAUGUGGAGAAACCUUCCAAGAUGAGGGCAGAGUUUGGACAUGCCCGACCAACUGCCGGGGCGAGGGUCUGGUCUGGGGGAGAUGAGAUGGGAGGGCUGGUCCAGGAAAUCAAGGUAAAGAAGCCUUCAACCGCACGAAAGCAGGAGAUUCUCACACAUUCAUUCCCCAAACCUGGCCUUGCAAAUGAGGAAAUGGUCGACAGGCGCGCACUGAAAGCCAAGGGAGAAAAGCAGCACCAGGGGACUAUCUCGCACCAAUGAGAUGGUCUCCUCAAAAAGGGGACCCUCGCUGUUGAGAGGAACUCGGACCCACACCAGAGCCAUGGCAUCUCACGUUCCG
Durusdinium trenchii is the source of this 1405-nucleotide messenger RNA. The record is from the annotation of a GenBank genome assembly. NCBI's taxonomy places the organism in Eukaryota, Dinophyceae, Suessiales, Symbiodiniaceae.